Messenger RNA from Ilyonectria robusta, 1068 nucleotides. RefSeq lists its product as uncharacterized. The transcript has 4 exons. Lineage: Eukaryota; Fungi; Ascomycota; Sordariomycetes; Hypocreales; Nectriaceae. The record is from RefSeq and is a predicted model, not a curated record. Bases 1 to 1068 code for a protein of 355 amino acids. Gene Ontology annotation, molecular function: oxidoreductase activity, acting on the CH-OH group of donors, NAD or NADP as acceptor.
AUGGGAUCUCUCCCUAAGCUUGCUGUGCCUAAGGGCUCCGCUGUCCUCGUGACUGGAGCAAACGGUCUCCUGGGCUCCCAUAUUGCUGAUCAGUUCCUCACUUACGGAUACAAGGUCCGUGGGACUGUUCGAGACCUAGAGAAGAGUUCAUGGCUCGUCGAUGUCUUUGAGAAGAACUAUGGAAAGGGAAGCUUUGAAUUAUUCAAGGUUCCAGAUAUGGCCGUUGAAUCCGCUUAUAACGAGGCUGUAAAAGGCAUCUCUAUCGUAGCUCACUCGGCAUCCACCCUAACCUUUGACCACAACCCCCACAAUGUCAUUCCUGACGCCAUUGCUGGUGCUAUCAAUGCCCUGAAAGCCGCUCACGCCGAGUCCAGUGUGAAGCGUUUCGUAUUCACUUCGUCGUCGGCCGCUGCUCUUCUCUCAAAUAUCGACGCGCCUGGCAUAAAGGUAACAGGGGAGACGUGGAACGAAGAAUCAGUUAAAGAAGCAUGGGCAAACCCCCCGUAUACUCCCGAGCGAGCUGCUUCUGUUUAUUCUGCUAGCAAGACCCAGGCGGAGCAGGAAGUUUGGAAAUAUCACAAGGAGCAUCAGAACGAGCGUCCUGAUCUUGUGGUCAAUACUGUGCUACCUAACGUGAACUUUGGAAAGUCCGUCGAUCCCGUUCACCAAGGCUUUCCCAGCAGUGCUGCAAUGCCCACCUUGUUGUACAAGGGACAGGUUGUUGACUUCCACCACAUGGUUCCUCGACAAUACUUCAUCGAUACGCAAGAUACUGGUAGACUGCAUGUUGCCGCCGGUAUCUUUGAACAUGUACAAGGCCAACGCAUUUUUGGAAUGGCUUAUCCUUUCAGCUGGGAUUCGAUCCUCGAAAUCCUACGAAAGAUUGAGCCGGAGAAGACAUUCCCCGAGAACUUCUCAGGUGGAGAAGAUCCGAACGAAAUCGAGCCCCGCGAUAAGGCAGAGCAGCUCCUCCGUGAGCUCGGCCGUCCCGGGUGGACGACCUUGGAGGAGUCAAUCCGGGGUACCGUCGAGGGCCUGCAGCUGGCCGAGAAAGCUGCCUCCGCUUAA